This is a messenger RNA of Scaptodrosophila lebanonensis, 5414 nucleotides long. It is a transcript of the gene loco, whose product is annotated as regulator of G-protein signaling loco. The transcript is spliced from 5 exons. NCBI's taxonomy places the organism in Eukaryota, Metazoa, Arthropoda, Insecta, Diptera, Drosophilidae. Bases 255 to 5156 code for a protein of 1633 amino acids. Gene Ontology annotation, molecular function: GTPase activator activity; protein binding. Gene Ontology annotation, biological process: signal transduction. The record is from RefSeq and is a predicted model, not a curated record.
GUUAGUUGUGUUUUUGCAUACGAUUGCAUAUUUGCGCUUGGCGAGUGACUAUAAUAAAUUCCAGCUGCAAAGUGUAACAAGAUACGUCUGCUUUGUUGGUGUUGUUGUUGUGCUUAAGUGUGUGUGUGUGUGUGAGAGAGAGGGCGAAUUUGUAUUACCAAAAAGGGGCGGCAGGCUGCUAUUGAGCACAAACCGCAUUCCAAGCUGCCCGACAACCCGAAACCAGCAUCAAUGAAAAAGUGAACGCCACACAAAUGCAUCAUCAUCAUCCGCCAUUGCCCAUAACGAGCACAGCUGCGACGGUUGCAGCAGCCAGCACCAGUGUUGUGGGAAAUGGAACGGCUACAGGCAGCACAGCUCAGGCCACAGCUUCAGCAACUACUUCGAGCCAACAACCGCCGCCUCAGCAACGACGCCGCAAAAAGCGUCCAAACUAUGGUACCCGCACAGUGGAGGUUCGACGAGGCUAUAACGGAUUUGGCUUUACCAUAUCGGGGCAGCAGCCGUGCCGUCUCUCAUGCAUUAUCAGCAAUUCACCCGCUGAGCAGGCAGGUCUGCGUGCCGGUGAUUUUCUUAUCUCUGUCAAUGGCCUGAACGUGUCCAAGCUGCCCCACGAGACAGUAGUGCAAUUAAUUGGCAACUCCUUUGGUAGUAUACGCAUGCAAAUAGCUGAGAACUACUACUCGGAUAGUUCUGAUGAGGAAAAUGCAAAUGCUGCGUUGCUCAUGCAGCAGAAUGUGCGCGGCGCUCGUGGUUUGCUUACAGCCAGCUUGGGCAACGGAUUGCGUUCGAAGCCACGAUUUUUGCAUCACAAAUCUAAAAUGCAUCGAUUAAGGAAUUCACCGCAAAAGAAGCCGAACGAAUCGACAGUCGAACGUGCCCCUCGUCAAGAAGCUGCAAUCGCGGAAAUGCCCGCUCCAUCUGCUGCGCCAGACCAAUCGCCCUUAGUUCCUGUAUUGGAGGAUGCACCUCUGGGCUGUCUCAGCAAACCCUCGAAUGUGGCAAAUGUAAGCGCCAUGGUGCGUGCUGCUAGUGCCACUUUGGAAUAUCGUGUGCUUGUUGGCUACUUGGGCACCAUUGAGAUGCCAAAACAGAUUUCUCACAGUUCCAAAUUGCAAACGGUACGCUCCUGCAUACGCAAACUGCGUCAGGAGAAACGCCAACCAACCAAUGUGCUCAUGUGUAUACUACCUGAGCAAAUGCGUCUACAGAAUGCGUCUGGGAAGUCGUUGGCCACGUACCCAUCGGCCCGUUUGAAUUAUGUCAGCUCGUCAUCGGAGAGCGAAAAUAGGUUUUUUGGAUUGGUGACCAGCGCCGUGCACAAUACACUGAUCGAGGAGGAGUACGAAAUGGAGCCAGGAGCUAAUGAUAAGGCCAAUUCAAUGGCCCACAUUUGCAUCUCGCACAGUUGUCAUGUCUUUGUGAUCGAUACUAAGAUGAUUGAUCAUCAACAGCAUUUAGCACGGGCUCAUGAGUUUCGCUUGCAGUGCACACGUGAUCCCAUAUCUAAUUUGUGCCUCGAGUUUCCAAACAACUCGGAAUAUGUAGUGAAUCUUAUACGCAGCAUGUACACCAUGCGUAUCAUGCCGCAAGCUACGCGCCCAAAUCUGCCAGAUAGCUUUGAGGCGGGCGCUGGAGUCGCAGCGGGAGCUGCAGCCGCUGCUCAUUCGCCACAACCGUCGAAUCACAGCGAAAUCUCCACAACCACUUCCAACUCUGACUCCGGUAUUGGCUUCAAUAACGACUGCACUAACAUUUCAGACCGAAUUCUUGUCGUGGAUUUUGCUGGUCCACUGGCGGCUCAAGGGGCAGCAGCACCACAGGCACCUGUAGCCUCAGCUAUAGCGCGUCCACUCGGUAUCUUUGGUAUGGACAACAUGUCAACGGGACGCGCUGAUUAUUUGAGUAUGCAUCCCAUGCCCGAUCCAAAGACACCUACAACAUCAUCGUCCGGGCGUCGCCCCAAUUUGUUGGCCAGUUUCAAUCUCAUCAAGAGUCCGGCUACCAAUCUGACAGCAACGCGUUCCUGUGACGAUGUGUUGAGUUUGCUGGCCGGCACAAUUCAAGACAACGAUCCCGCAUUGCUUGCAGCUGCUUCCAUGGACGAUAUAUCGCUGCACUCGGUAGUUCCAUCGCUAGACGAGACACAAAUGUUUGUGCAUCCGUCCUACAUUUCGGCUUCGAGUGCAACACGCAAAUUACGCCACUCGCUUCAGCCACAGGGGACUGGAAUUGGGGUUACAACACCUCACAAGGUCAGGACUCAAGGGUCUAGUAAGCCACGACAUUCCCUGGGCUUCGAGGCAAUCGAUAAUGUGCCCAUGGACAUCCAUUAUGAGCAAAUAGACACCUGGACCAGUUUGCAAAACAUACAUCAGGCUGCAGCCUCUACAGCCCAGGCAACAAAUCUUUCUUCAUCUUCAUCUACACAAUGCCUUUUAGAAGCUACAAACAGCGAACCGGACUUCGGGAACCGCGCACUGCCCGCCAAUGCCUCGCCCUUUCGUCGCGCCUGGGGUCAGUCUUCGUUUCGCACGCCGCGCACCGACAAGGUGGCCAAGCAGCAAGAGCAGCAGCAGCAGAACGCCGGCAGCCCACUAGUGCGUCGCACAGCAUCCAUGACAGCAUCCGAUAAUGAUGUGUGCCUCAAGACCCUCGGUGCUGGCAACUUCUUUCUGCUCAAUGAGCUCAAGCUCAAGCAGGCGCGCAGUCAGCAGCAGCUGGGGCAUGCGCUCCAAGUGCCGCAAAUACUCACUACAGAGGCGCCUAGUGCUGCAGCAGCUGCCGAAUCCACACAUGAGCUGGUCACCAGUGAGCUGAGCGGCCCCUGCAGUCCCUCCUCCUGGGGUGGUUCCUUCGAGCGCAUGCUUCAAGAUCCAGCUGGCAUGCAGACCUUUGCCGAGUUCCUCAAGAAGGAGUUCUCUGCAGAGAACAUUUACUUUUGGACAGCCUGUGAGCGCUAUCGUCUGCUAGAGUCGGAGGCAGAACGUGCGAGUCAGGCACGUGAGAUCUUUGCCAAGCAUUUGGCUAACAGUAGCACGGAUCCGGUUAAUGUGGAUUCGCAGGCCCGGAACCUGACUGAGGAGAAGCUGCAAAGUGCAGCGCCCGAUAUUUUUGCGCAUGCGCAGAAACAAAUAUUCAAUCUGAUGAAGUUCGACAGCUAUCAGCGAUUCAUACGCUCCGAUCUCUACAAGAGCUGUGUGGAGGCGGAACAGAAGCAGCGACCGCUACCCUUCAAUGGCACCGAUCUUGAUGAUUUACUCAAGACAAAUUUUCACAUGGCCGCCUCGUCAAAGCUGAAAAAGUCCGCCAGCAAUGCCGAGGAUCGUCGGCGUAAGAGCCUCCUACCGUGGCAUAGAAAAACACGCAGUAAGUCGCGUGACCGUAAUGAAGCAGGAACACUAAUGCCAGCACCGCCACCACCUCCCCCUCCUCUUGCCAACAAAUUGAGCGUGCUGUCGAGCAGCUCUCUAAAGAUAGCCUCCACUCAAAAUUCGCAAACCGAUCUGCACAGCUCGCGCUCUUCGCUGUCCUCUUUUGAUGCAGGAGCUGGCCAAGGUGCCAGUGCAGAGAGCGUUUGUUCGCUUUGUCGCGUCAUACUGACGGACGGAGCCACAACCAUAGUGCAGACACGGCCCGAAGAAACAGUUGGCCAGCUGGUCGAACGUUUGCUGGAGAAGCGCGGCCUUGUUUACCCCUACUAUGAUAUUGUGUAUCAUGGCAGCAGCAAGUCCAUAGAUACCCAGCUUCCGUCGCAGGUAUUGGCCGGCAAGGAGGUCUCGAUUGAGCGACGCGUCGCUUUUAAGCUCGAUCUGCCCGAUCCGAAGGUGAUAUCCGUGAAAAGCAAGCCCAAGAAGCAGCUGCAUGAGGUCAUUCGCCCCAUUCUGCACAAGUACAACUACAGUAUGAGCAACGUGAAGGUGCUCGUGCGUGACACGCAAGCGCCCAUUGAUCUUACGCAGCCGGUUACGAUGGCCGAUGGUCUGCGCUUACAAAUCGUUCUGUUGCAGUCGGAUUUUCAGCUAGGCGGCGGCACUAACAUGCCGCCGAAGCUCAACAAACCCAUGAAGCCGCUGCCCGCCGCACCGGCAACCACAUCCGUCACAGUCAAACGGAACGGCACCACCUCCAUUCCAGCAGUGGUUGCCUCACAAAGCAAGCUAGACGAGAUAACCAAUAAGGUGUUCAAUGAACUGCUCCAAAGCAAGGUUGAGGCCUGUGCCAGCGAUAAACAAAAGUCCAGCGAGCUGUGCUCCAUGAAGUCGAACGACGAGACGCCCUCGGAGACAUCUUCUUUUUUGAGGCGCCAGCAGCAGGAGAACAGCAACAUUCCAGGCAGCAAACUGCCGAAGCUCAAGAAGAAAUCGACCAGCAGCCAACAUUCCGAGGAAGCACAACCGACAACAUCGCCAUCGCUAAUCACGCCAACACUUUUGGUGGAUCCUAAAAAGCCCAUCAUAGCAAAGCUGAAGGCGGGCGUAAAACUGCAGGUGACGGAGCGAGUAGCGGAGCAUCAAGAUGAACUACUCGAAGGCCUGAAACGCGCCCAGUUGGCUCGUCUUGAAGAUCAGCGUGGCACUGAAAUCAAUUUUGAAUUGCCCGACUUUUUAAAGAAUAAGGAGAAUCUCAGUGCAGCAGCCUCCAGGCUACGGAAGGUGCGCGCAAACUUGAGUCCCAUUAAUAAGACUGCAGCCGCAUCGUCCACAGCCAGCAAUGGGAGCGUGCCUACCCCCGAAGCACCGCAGCCAGCGCCACGUCUCUCGAUCACACGCAAUCAGAAGGCGUCAUGUGUAUCGCCCAUGAAAGUGGAUGUCGAGGAGGAGCAGCAGACUGAGGCCAUAACACAGAGCGAUACGAUUGAGCUGGCUAAUGGCGGCUACGCACGUGGUCCGCCACCCUUGCCGCCCAAGCCAAAGGUGUUGCCCAUCAAACCAUCCAACUGGGGUGUGACAGCUGCGAGCGUAAAUACGUCGCCAACGGGCAGCACCUAUAGCAACAAAUUUUCACCCGUUAAUCAGACAUCAUCGCCUCCGGCGACUGCAACAUUACCCAUAUCGUUCGGCACCAAGCUGCCACUGGAAAUGAGUCACAAGGCACUGGAGCAAACAAAUGCUCGCUGCGCCUAUCUGGAGGAGCCCAGCAGCAGCUUUGUUUGAGGCGCCUUUCGAAUGAUUUUUAAUUUCAACAAUUGUACAUACCCCUAAAUAAAUACUACACGCAUACGAUAUGUAAUAAGAAAGCAGGACCACUCUAAUAUUUAUUCAUCUAAUACACCGACCAUGACUAAACACUCAACAAGUAGCACUGAACGUGUGUCUGUAUUUAAAUUUAGGUGCACUAAGCUUUAAACUAAAAACAUAUGAAUUUACUUGCAUGUAAAAUUAUUAUGUUGUAAAAUAAAUAAUUAUUAUUUA